Neoarius graeffei (lesser salmon catfish) is the source of this 1357-nucleotide messenger RNA. RefSeq names its product high mobility group box 1a (gene hmgb1a). NCBI's taxonomy places the organism in Eukaryota, Metazoa, Chordata, Actinopteri, Siluriformes, Ariidae. The transcript is spliced from 5 exons. Gene Ontology annotation, molecular function: DNA binding, bending. The record is from RefSeq and is a predicted model, not a curated record. Gene Ontology annotation, cellular component: nucleus. Bases 123 to 734 code for a protein of 203 amino acids. Gene Ontology annotation, biological process: regulation of transcription by RNA polymerase II.
GCCCUACUGAGAGUAAUGUUACAGAGCUGAGAGCAGAGUGAGAAGACUGCGUAUCGCUAUUACCUCCACACAGCCAUUGCAGUACAGUGGGAAUCAGCAGCCGCCUUUGGGAUAUAAGGAAGAUGGUGAAAGACCCAGCAAAACCAAGAGGCAAAAUGUCCUCUUAUGCCUAUUUUGUCCAGACCUGUAGAGAAGAACAUAAGAAGAAACACCCUGACACAUCAGUCAACUUCUCAGAGUUCUCUAAAAAGUGCUCUGAGCGGUGGAAGACUAUGUCAGCCAAGGAAAAGGGAAAGUUUGAAGAGAUGGCCAGACUUGACAAGGCUCGCUAUGAGAGGGAGAUGAAGAACUAUGUUCCUCCCAGAGGCGAAAAGAAGAAGAGGUUCAAGGACCCCAAUGCUCCCAAGAGACCCCCGUCAGCCUUUUUCAUUUUCUGUGCGGAAUACCGGCCCAAAGUGAAAGAGGAGACCCCAGGUCUGUCAAUUGGAGACGUGGCUAAGAAGCUUGGGGAGAUGUGGAACAAGACCUCUGCUGAAGAGAAGCAGCCUUAUGAGAAGAAGGCAGCCAAGCUGAAGGAGAAAUAUGAGAAGGACAUUGCUGCGUAUCGAAAGGGAAAAGUUGUAGGGGGUGCUGCGAAGGCCCCCACCAAGCCAGACAAAGCCGAUGAGGAUGAUGAUGAAGAUGAUGAGGAUGAUGAUGAAGAUGAUGAGGAAGACGAUGAGGAUGAUGAGUAAAUUUGUUACAAAUUAGAGCUUAAAUUCUUGUUUAUAAAAGCAUUUAACCCCCUGUACACACUUAACUAUGGCCAUAAAUAGGCAAAUGUGGAAAAGUGAGAAGGUUAAGACAGUGUAUAUGAUAUGGUUUUUAAGCUGUACAGUCCCCCCUUUUGUAUAGUAACACUACAAGAGUGUAAUGUGUUUGUCUCUCCUCCUGUAUCACUGUACUUUGAAUUUCUUCCCCUUUAUUUUUGGGGUUAUGGUAGUCCCUAAACCCCACCCACAACAGUCUAGUGUGGAUUGGAGGUUGGUGGGUUGAAUAAAACAUUGGCUUAGAAUUGGACAAUUAGGUUGUGCAUCACACAGCCUAGUUUAAUGUGAGGUUAUAGUUCAUAUCUUAUUUUAUUUUUCACAUCACUAUUGUUAGUAAAAUGCCAUAUCAAUUGUUUUACUGUACUUUGAAUACCACUGUAAUUGCCACAAUGACUAAAAGAGAAAAUGCCGUUGUUACAUUGACAUUCUGGUAUGCUUCUGACAUCAAUUUUUUUUUUUUUUUUAAUAAAAAUGUUUUCAGUUUUCUACAUUGCAAUAAAAUUGGGCUGGGAACUUGAAAAUAAAAUUUAUUUAGUUUUUGUGUUGUA